Messenger RNA from Pecten maximus, 2265 nucleotides. RefSeq names its product seipin-like. Gene Ontology annotation, biological process: lipid storage; lipid droplet organization. The coding region runs from base 21 to 986 and encodes 321 amino acids. The transcript has 8 exons. Gene Ontology annotation, cellular component: endoplasmic reticulum membrane. The record is from RefSeq and is a predicted model, not a curated record. Lineage: Eukaryota; Metazoa; Mollusca; Bivalvia; Pectinida; Pectinidae.
CCCGACCCGCAAUCAACGUGAUGUUGGGACUAGUCCACAGUUUUUCCGAUAGGAUAAAAACGGGAAUACAUAGACAGUAUGACUAUGUAAAACACAAAGUUACAUCUAUCGUUUAUAUAAUAACAGUUUUCAUUGUGAUAUUAUGGCUGUCAGUCUUUAUGUACGGCACUUUCUAUUAUACGUACGUGCCGUCAUUUUCUCGGGUUGAACAUGUGCAUCUCGAGUUUAGUGUGUGUGAUGAUGGCGUGGGGAUGUGUUCCUUUCCAACUGCCAAUCUGUCAUUGCUGAAGGAAGGAGAAGAUGAGGUGUUUGCCAGGGGACAGAUAUACAGUAUAAUUCUGGGGAUAGAACUACCUGAAUCUCCUCAGAAUCAAAAUCUAGGAAAUUUCAUGGUUAAGUUGGAUUUAUAUAAUCAUGCAGGAAAGACAAUCACCUCUGUCUCCAGGUUGGCAAUUCUUCACUUUAGAUCCAUGCUGUUACGCAUCAUGGACACAUUCACUUUCUCACCGUUUCUCCUGUUUGGCUGGAUGGAACAACGACAAUCUCUGUCAGUGGAGUUUUUCUCAAAGUACCAGGAUGAUUCAUACAAUCCUGCAAUUGGUGCAGUAAUUCAGGUCAUGAGCAGGAAGAUUGAUUUGUAUUCUACCAAGCUUUUCAUCCAAGCUCAUUUCACAGGCUACAGAUAUAUUCUGUUCCACUGGCCGGUGUUCUCCGCUGUAUUUGGAAUCAGCUUCAACUUCGUGGCCCUCUUGUUUAUCUUCACAUUGUCGUGGUACCAGUUUGGUAGAAAUGAUGUCUCUAAGUCCGAGUUUGAUAUGGAGCCUGUUGAUAAACCUUGGGCCAGAUCAGAGUUGGAACCAGAGUCAGGAUCAGGUUCAGUAACUCCACAACUUGUUGGGUUGCAAGAUGAUGAAGAAACCGAGUUAUUGUCAACAAACAGAGCCGAGGAUUCCAUCUUAGAAUGUCAUACCGCCCUACAACAGUGAUGGAGUGGGUUAUCUACUGACAGGGUCGGGGACUUAGUUUUACCGCCCUACAACAGUGAUGGAGUGGGUUAUCUACUGACAGGGUCGGGGACUUAGUUAUACCGCCCUACAACAGUGAUGGAAUGGGUUAUCUACUGACAGGGUCGGGGACUUAGUUAUACCGCCCUACAACAGUGAUGGAGUGGGUUAUCUACUGACAGGGUCGGGGACUUAGUUUUACCGCCCUACAACAGUGAUGGAGUGGGUUAUCUACUGACAGGGUCGGGGACUUAGUUAUACCGCCCUACAACAGUGAUGGAGUGGGUUAUCUACUGACAGGGUCGGGGACUUAGUUAUACCGCCCUACAACAGUGAUGGAGUGGGUUAUCUACUGACAGGGUCGGGGACUUAGUUAUACCGUCCUAAAACAGUGAUGGAGUGGGUUAUCUACUGACAGGGUCGGGGACUUAGUUAUACCGCCCUUCAACAGUGAUGGAGUGGGUUAUCUACUGACAGGGUCGGGGACUUAGUUAUACCACCCUACAACAGGGAUAGAGUGGGUUAUCUACUGACAGGGUCGAGGACUUAGUUAUACCGCCCUACAACAGUGAUGGAGUGGGUUACCUACUGACAGGGUGGGGGACUUAGUUAUACCGCCCUACAACAGUGAUGGAGCGGGUUAUCUACUGACAGGGUCGGGGACUUAGUUAUACCGCCCUACAACAGUGAUGGAGCGGGUUAUCUACUGACAGGGUCGGGGACUUAGUUAUACCGCCCUACAACUGUGAUGGAGCGGGUUAUCUACUGACAGGGUCGGGGACUUAGUUAUACCGCCCUACAACAGUGAUGGAGUGGGUUAUCUACUGACAGGGUCGGGGACUUAGUUUUACCGCCCUACAACAGUGAUGGAGUGGGUUAUCUACUGACAGGGUCGGGGACUUAGUUAUACCGCCCUACAACAGUGAUGGAGUGGGUUAUCUACUGACAGGGUCGGGGACUUAGUUAUACCGCCCUACAACAGUGAUGGAGUGGGUUAUCUACUGACAGGGUCGGGGACUUAGUUAUACCGCCCUACAACAGUGAUGGAGUGGGUUAUCUACUGACAGGGUCGGGGACUUAGUUUUACCGCCCUACAACAGUGAUGGAGUGGGUUAUCUACUGACAGGGUCGGGGACUUAGUUAUACCGCCCUACAACAGUGAUGGAAUGGGUUAUCUACUGACAGGGUCGGGGACUUAGUUAUACCGCCCUACAACAGUGAUGGAGUGGGUUAUCUACUGACAGGGUCGGGGACUUAGUUU